Molecule: messenger RNA, 2235 nt
Organism: Neoarthrinium moseri
Lineage: Eukaryota; Fungi; Ascomycota; Sordariomycetes; Amphisphaeriales; Apiosporaceae
Exons: 3
Coding region: 1-2235 (744 amino acids)
Biological process (GO): microtubule cytoskeleton organization; mitotic spindle midzone assembly
Cellular component (GO): cytoplasm; mitotic spindle midzone; spindle
Molecular function (GO): microtubule binding
Source: RefSeq, a predicted model, not a curated record
AUGGACGCAGGCUAUCUUUCGCAACAAGUCAACACCAUCAUCGGCCAGUUGCAUGGCCUCUUCGACGAGAUUGGCGUGCCGAACCAUGAUCGCGAAGCCCGCGAGACAGAGCUGUUCUCGGCUCUGUCAGAGACGCUGAACAACCAAGUCAAGGCCGUCACGGCCGAGAAGGAUGAACUGGUCGAUGAGGCCAACCGCAUCAUCACCGUCAUUCGCCAGAUGGAGACGUCCUUGGACGAUGCAGAGUCCCACACCCGCGAGGGCGACCUGAAGAUCACGUAUCCCCUGUCGCGGUGCUUGAUGGUGCUUAAGGAGAAGCACACACAAGUAACCCGCCUGCACCGCGAGAGGUUCGAGCAAGUCAAGAAACUUGUUCAAGCGCUCGAGUCGUACUCAUCCCAUCUUGAGCCGUCGUUUGUCAGGAUUGCCCUUCCCCCGACUGGGCCCAACCAGUCUCUUCCCCCUACUUUUGAUCUCUCGCCCUCCUAUGUAGACAAGCUGGACGAUGAGUUCACCCGAGUCUACGAGGAGUAUACCCGCCGCAUAGCCACAGUCAAGGCUCUCUCGGAAAACAUUAUUCAGCUUUGGGCUGAGUUGGGCACGCCACAAGCCCAGACUGACGCUGGCAUUGUCAAGUACUAUCGCGACUCACCUGAGCAGCUCGGUCUGCAUGCAGAGGACAUCGCCAGACUAAGGGGCAAGCGAGAUAAGCUGGCCGAUGAGAAGAAAAACCGAGAGAAGCGUCUCAAGGACCUGAAGCAAGCUGUAGAGGGGCUAUGGGAGAAGCUUGGCAUCGAAGAAUCGGAACGUAAGGCGUUCCUGAAUGGCAACCGAGGCUGUGGCGUCCGGCAAAUCAAUGAGUUCGAGGACGAGUUGGGGCGUCUAAAGGAGCUCAAGCGCCAGAACCUUCACCUGUUUGUCGAGGACGCCCGAGACAAGCUGCAGGGGCUCUGGGAUGCCCUGUACUUCUCUGAAGACGAGAUGCUGGACUUCACCCCGGCGUUUUCGGAUGUUUACAGUGACGCCCUGCUCGAGGCUCAUGAGCGCGAGAUUGGUCGGCUGGAAGCCCUGAGGGAACAACGCGCCCCCACGCUGGCCCUCGUCGACAAGCAUCGCACUCUGGUCCAUGACCGUGAUGAGCUCCAAGCAUCCAGCCAGGAUGCAUCGCGUCUCAUGAUGCGCGGCCAGAAGGGAGAGAAGCGAGAUCCCGGCAAGCUUCUGCGCGAGGAGAAGAUGCGAAAGAGGAUCGCAAAGGAGUUGCCCAAAGUCGCAGCCGAACUCCGUAGCAUGCUCGAGUGCUGGGAGGACGAGUUUGGCCGUCCAUUCCUUGUCCACGGAGAGCGUUAUCUGGACGUCCUAGAGGAAGCCGAGGGACGGGCUGUCCCAGGCCCGAGGUCAAAGACGCCAGCCGGACCGCCUCCAACCACGAAGAAGGCGCCGGCAGCUCCACCGAGCCGAGCGAACAGCACCGCAAGCAGAGCCGGUACUCUCCCAAGGUCCAAGACGCCCACAGCCAACUUCAACGGCAAUGGUACCAUCAGGCGCGCCCCACCGUCAAACCAGCCGGCAAGCCUCAAAAGCCCGUCGCGGGUCCCUGUCCGCGCACCUCUCUCCAACCUGCAGCAUGGCGGCAACUCCCCCGAGAGGGUAAGGCCCGAGUCCCGCAUGGGCGGCACAUUGCGACCCGGACCACCACUGACGCGAGCUCCCCCGCCUAAGAUGAGAGAGCUCGUGCAGGCGCCGGCCCUUGAGACCCCCGCCAACCCCUAUAAGCGGAUGGGCCUUGGCUCAAGCGUCAUCAUUCGCCCUAUAGAGCCCGAGGAUGUGUACGACGACCGGUAUUCUGACCAGGACUACGGUCGCCCGCGGUCACACGACUCGUACGUUUCUCAUGGGUCUGUACGGCAAGUUGGCCGUCCCGACUAUCCUCAAGCUCCUCCGCCGAGGCAAAUUUCCAAUACUUCGACGGUGAUCUCGGGAUCGGAAAACUGGGAGACGUACGACGACGCCUCGGAGCCGGAAAUUGACGCCUCUGACAUGUACUAUGCCAAGGUGCGAGCGGCACAUGGCAAGCGCAUCACGCCCGAGGACCAGUACUCCCGCCUGCAGUCAAGUCAAUCCAAGCGGAUGCGAGGCAUUCCCCCGGCCAUGUCGCAUGCUGGCCACGGCACGGUGGAUGUCGAGGGCAACCGGAUCAUCUCGGGGAGCGAGUGGACUGACGAAGACGCGUUCUAA